Molecule: messenger RNA, 996 nt
Organism: Alternaria atra
Lineage: Eukaryota; Fungi; Ascomycota; Dothideomycetes; Pleosporales; Pleosporaceae
Exons: 11
Coding region: 1-996 (331 amino acids)
Molecular function (GO): methyltransferase activity
Source: RefSeq, a predicted model, not a curated record
AUGGCUGAUAUUGGGGCUCAGAUUGCUCUUGACUCGGACGAAACCGACUCGGCAUUUGGCGACGAUUCGGCAUCCGAGACUACUUCCCUCAAGUCGGCUGUAUUCAACUACAAGUACCGCAACGGCCGGCGAUAUCAUGCGUAUAAAGAAGGAUCAUACUGGGGGCCAAAUGACGAGACACAAUCGGACCAACUUGAUAUAACGCACCAUAUCUGCCUCCUAUUGCUCGAUGGCGAGUUGUUCCUGGCACCGAUAAAGGAACAGCCCAUGCACGUCUUGGACUUGGGAACUGGCACUGGAAUCUGGGCCAUCGAUUUUGCCGACAGAUAUCCAUCAGCCGAGGUCCUCGGAACCGACCUCAGUCCUACCCAACCCUCCAUGGUCCCGCCCAACGUUCGCUUCGAAAUCGACGAUUUCACCGAGCCAUGGCUGUUUAAGAAAGACCACUUCGACUUCAUCCACGUCCGAUCUCUCUACGGCUGUGUAGCCGACUGGUCAACCUUUUACAAAGAAGCCUUGGAUCAUCUCCAACCCGGCGGCUACCUAGAACAACUCGAAAUAUCCGUCGUCCUAAAAUCUGACGACGGCACCGUUACUCCGGGCUCAAUCUUCGACCGCUGGGGCAAAAUCUCCCUUGAACUUGGCGACCGAUUUGGAAAAUCGCUCCGCACGGCUGAUGAGUCACGAGCUGGCUUGGAAGCAGCGGGCUUCAUCAACGUGGUUGAGCACCGCUGGAAAUUACCUGUGGGAGGAUGGCCGGCCGACAAGAGAUUCAAAGAGUUGGGGCAGUAUAACCGAAUCAAUUGGGAACAGGGAAUUGAGGGGUGGAGUUUAUAUCUUCUGACUACCGUUAUGGGAUGGACGAAACAGGAGGUGGAGGUUUAUCUUGCGUUGAUGAGGACGGCGUUGAGGGAUCGGGGAAUCCACGCUUAUCAGGAAGUAUCACUGGUUUACGGGCAGAAGCCGCCACGGCCUAGGAAGGACGAUGAUGAAUGA